This is a messenger RNA of Magnusiomyces paraingens, 2094 nucleotides long. RefSeq lists its product as uncharacterized. The transcript has a single exon. The record is from RefSeq and is a predicted model, not a curated record. Lineage: Eukaryota; Fungi; Ascomycota; Dipodascomycetes; Dipodascales; Dipodascaceae. Bases 1 to 2094 code for a protein of 697 amino acids.
AUGUCAAUCUAUUCAAUGCUAGGGUCUUCUCAAGAUUCAGCAUCUGAGCCCCCUAAAAAACCAACCAAGGACGAAGCUACAAGUUCAUCUUCUUUCCCACCACUUAAAGGAAUUGUUGCAACAUCUGCUCCAGUCACAACUACAGCCACAGCCACAGCUAUUAUUUCAACAACUGCUACUGCAACAGCUGCUACUGUAUCCAGUCCAGCCAUAGUCUCUGCAACAAAUACUACUACUACUACAACUCCUGCAACACCUACCGUUGCUUCUUCUACCCCACCAAUUACAAACUUACCAAGUAUAGGGUCUCUCCCCCAGCUUAAAACUUCAGGCUCGGACCGGAUCGCGUCUGUUUAUAGACCAGGUAGUGGUGGUGGUCCUGAGACUGGUCCCGAAACAACUGGUGGUUUACAUGUGCACCCCCAACAACAAUACGCGCUUCCUCCAUUUGGCAACUACGAUAGAGCUGAUGAAGACCGGAAGCUUGAAGCCCCCACACAAGCAUUAAAAACAACUGCAACAAGUGCCCCUACAACAACAACUACUACAGCAACCACAGUAACUUCUACGCCUGCUACAAGUUCUAUGGCUCCAAGCAGUAAUGGUCUUACUCAUGAACAACUUCUCCAGCAGCAGCAACAACAACAACAACAACAAGACAUAGCAGGAACUCAUAUCCCACAUAAACACCACCAUCAUAGCCAUAGCCAUUUCCACCACCACCACAUCAUGGAGCCUCCAUACCCACAGGGCAAUGUCGCGUACCCAUUGGAAAGUUCAGCAGGAACCAAUUCAAUUCCCAGCAGAAGUCCUGGAUUACCCGGUACUCAUUCUCAACCAACAGUAUCGUCACCACAAAUCUCAGCAACACAAACACAAACACCAACAUCUAUUACACAAGUACAACCCACACACAUACCCCCUACAUCAAUUGGAGGCCCAGUAACGACUCCACCUGUAGGACCAGUGACAGUUGGUGGCUUUGGAAGUGGAGGAUCCGUGGUUGUUGCAGGACCAUAUGUACACCAUAGUCACGCUCAUAGUCACAGUCACACGCACCAUAUGUACAGCGGCCAUGGACAUAACCAUCACACACAUACUCACACACAUACCCAUGGUGGGUUGAUAAGUACAGGGAAUGAUGGAAGAGGAGGAGGCAUGUAUGGAGCAUACACGGGGAAUGAAAAAGUGGUUGUAUCAAAUAUCCAGGUAUAUGAUGCUAUCAAGUACUUCCCCCGACACACUCUAGGGGUUGUUACAUAUAGGCCAAUGAGUGAUGAGAUUGAGGAAGAACUAGAGGAAGUGAGAAUGACAGAAGAUGAACUCGAGGGGUACCCCGGUGUUUCUGAAGCAACAACAGCAGCAGCAUCAAUAGGAAACAGCAGCAACAGCAGUAUUGGUUCUGGGGGGUUGCCAUCACUUGAAGGCCAUGAGAAUAGCGUAUUGUAUGUUCGCAUAGCAAGAAAAUACCUGAGCCGGGCAACCAACACUGGAGUACGAGAGAGACGGUUAUGGGGGACAGACAUUUACACGGAUGAUAGUGAUGUUGUUGCAGUAUUGUACCAUAUGGGAUUUUUACCUCCAGAAAGCAAUUAUUCUGAAAAUGGGUACGACCAAGAUAAAAAUAUAACACCUGCAGGAAUACAAGCAGAGUUGGAUGGGGAUUGCUUAGUGACGUUGGUGGCAUUGCCGCGGCUAGAGCGGUACGUGGGGUCGUAUCGUAACGGGCUGUACUCGCGAACAUGGGUACGUGUUCCACAUGACGGUGCAAGUUUCCAGGUAGUUAGUGUACGAUUUGUUUCUCGUGGGUCUGGACCUUUUGAAAGUAGUGGUUUGUCACUUGGUUCAAGAGUGGCCGAUGGAGUAGGUCGAAGAGAUUAUUAUAAUAAUAUAAUAACAAAUGGUGGUGUUGGUGGUGUUAGUGGUGUUAGUGGUGAUGGCGGCGGGGAAAGUAAUGGGUUUAGAGUGGCAGCUUGGAUGGAGGAAUUUCAUCGAGUAUUUGAGGAUACUGAGUAUGGAGAUGGUCCGGUUGCUGUGUCGCACACUAGGGAGGACCGAUAUCCUGGGAUCCAAUGGCGGUCGCGGGGUAAAUAG